Molecule: messenger RNA, 3314 nt
Organism: Acanthopagrus latus (yellowfin seabream)
Lineage: Eukaryota; Metazoa; Chordata; Actinopteri; Spariformes; Sparidae
Gene: bcap31
Product: B cell receptor associated protein 31
Exons: 8
Coding region: 187-915 (242 amino acids)
Biological process (GO): intracellular protein transport; endoplasmic reticulum to Golgi vesicle-mediated transport
Cellular component (GO): endoplasmic reticulum; endoplasmic reticulum membrane
Source: RefSeq, a predicted model, not a curated record
UGCUGGGAUCGGGAUGAGCUGGCAUUAAACGCCGGAAGUGUUUACAAUACGAAGCUAUGCUAACAGGCUAAUAUCCUGUCUGGGCUGAGUGUUAAGAGUGAACAGCAGCUUGUUGUCUGAGUCUGUCUGAGUUUGUGUCUGCGGGAGUUUCUGAGGUGUGUUCUGUGUGUCCUGCUCUGUGUCAGGAUGAGUCUGCAGUGGACGGCGGUCGCCACCUUCCUCUACGUCGAGGUCUUCUUCGUGCUGCUGCUCUGCAUCCCCUUCAUCUCACCCAAGAGGUGGAACAAGAUCUUCAAAUCUCGGAUCAUCCAGACCAUCGCUCUCUAUGGAAACACUUCGUUCAUGGUGGCCAUCGCCAUCCUCGUCUUCCUGCUCAUUGAUGCUUUCCGUGAGGUGAGGAAGUACAGCGUGACGGAGAAGGUGGAUCUGACCAACAACCCCACGGCUAUCGAACACAUCCACAUGAAACUGUUCAGAGCUCAGAGGAACGAAUACAUCGCUGGCUUCGCCCUGCUGCUCUGCCUGCUGCUGCGUCGUCUUGCCACUCUGCUCUCCCAGCAGGCCUCGCUCAUGGCCUCCAACGAAGCCUUCAGGAAGCAGGCAGAGGGCGCCAGCACCGCCGCCAAGAAAUACAUGGAGGAGAAUGAGCUGCUGCAGGAGAAACUACGUGAUGCUGGUGUCGAGGUGCCAGAGCCUGGAAAGAAGGGAGCCGGACCGCAGGAGGAGAACAAGAUUCUGAAAGGGGAGGUGAAGACUCUGAAGGAGGAGCUGGACACCACCAAGAAAGCUCUGCAGAAGUCUGACAGUGACGUUCGUGCAAUGAAGAAACAGGCGGAGAAUCUGACGGUGGAGUACGACCGACUGCUGGAGGAGCACAGCAAACUGCUGGCGAGCAGCGACAAGAAAACAGACUAAGAAGGACGAAGACGGCCUCCAGCUCCUCAUCUUCAUCUUCAUCUUCAUCUUCAUCUUUCCUCAACAAACUGCCUGCAGCUCCUGUUCAGCCGCAUGAUGUCACUUCCUGUCCUCUGAAUAGCUGACGUCAGCAGGCUGCGAUGGGUUUCUGUCAUGUGAUUUCUAAGUGUUGGAGCCUCGUCAGGAGAAAGAGAAGCUGACUGCGAGCUGUGUGAACGUUCUCUCUGGCUGAAGGUUUCAUUUCUCUUGUUUCCUCUUCUGAUCAUUCCUGCUUCCUGCUGCCGGAGAGCAAAACCAGCUGAGCGUCCGAUCGAUCUCUGCAGCAGCAGACGACUCUCAUUCCAAGUCCAGAGACCCCCACUGUCCUGAAGUGACGACUCAAAUUAGAAUUUUGCACAUUGUGGAUUGAAAUCCGGUUAAAACGUUCCCAAACAGCCUGUUUUCAGGGAUCACAUCGUGAGUUUCAGCUUGUUCAUUUAUCAAACGACUGUGUUGCUAAAUCACAGCUGAUGUUUCUGUGAGUCUCACUACAGCUCAGACUCUCCUGUCAGUUUUCUCUUUGCUUCGAUCAUGACCAUCAGAUAAAUAUUCUCCCAGACACAGAAACACGAUCCAUCAGCUGUUUGUUCUAUAUGUAUUCUGUGUUUUGUGGUCAUUAAAUAAAGUCGGUUGAUUGGACCAGCAGCGCGGUGACGUGGGUGUGAAGUGUUCAGCUCUGAGGAUUGUUUCUGUUUCUGUUUCUGUUUCUUUUCUUUAAACGGCUCGGCUCUUUUUGUUUUGGUGGCUUUGACAUUUUCUCUCUGAAGAACGACGACACACUUUGUGUUCUCGUCCGCUUCCAUCCAUCCCAAACUUCCUCCGGAGUUGUUUGGGGUGUUUUGCUGGAUGAGGACGUCGUCUGUUGUUUUCUGGAGACUAAAUAUCUCAGUGAACAUCUGGAGUCUGUGAACCUGCCUGCAACUGUGGUUAAUUAAACAUGUCGUGUUAAGCACAUUUCAUCUGUUUGUUUUGUUUCUGGACAGUUUGAUGUGUCGGCAGAUGAGGAUGAAUGUGAGGAUCUGUGUUCAGCCUGCAGUUUGUCUGGUGCAGAUAUCAAUACAUCUGCCCAUCAUCUAUAAAUAUAUAAACAUUUUCCACACUGAUUCUUCAGAUGUGGUUCGAACACGUGUAGUGGAGAGAUGUUUAAAGACUUUUUCUUCUCUGGUUCUUCAGUAAUUAUUAGUCGACCUGCCGUGUUUUUCUGUUAUAAUCUCUGAAGACGAGUUCAUAUGGCUGCACGUCAGACGCUGCACCUGCUGAUAUUAAACCUUUUCAAUCUAGAACAGCUUGUAAAUCUUCUGGCUUUUAUUUUGAAAAGAAAUUGCAUGCAGGAUUGUCAUGUAGACAACGCACGUCGAUAUUUUGGAGAUGACUUCAUGUUAACUGACGUCAGCUUGCACGCAGCUCCAACACAAACAUGGAGGAUUUGGGCGUGACGAGCCGUCAGGCUGCAGUGGAAACAUGAAAUAAUGACGCAGAACAGAAUUUUAGUGUUCUUGAGCUCAGUUAACAUCGUUCACUCGUCACGUGUCCGAUCAUCGUCUGAAAGUCACGCUUGUUUUCUCAGUGACUUCUUCUUGAAAUGAAGCCGAGCGGACGCUCGAGGCCUCUGAGCGUCAGAAGUGUCUUCAGGCCUGCUGCUCGUCUCCUGCAGUUCAUAUUCACCACUUCUGUUCUUCCCUCUGAUCCGACAGAAGCUCAGACUUCCUCUGAUCCAGAGUCCAGAACAAAAGUUCACCUCCACCGUUCAGAAGAUCCGUUCACAAAAACCUUUAGUUACGUGACCGUUUACUUGUUUACUGCUCAGAUUCAAACUUCUCAUCGUCUUUAUUGACAAAAUGUUUCCAGAAAUUCCGGCAAGUUUAUUUUCAGUCUUCACUUUCUGAUCAUGUUUACAUCAGAUUUUUAUGUUUGAUUCAUUUUACUGUCUGCUGUCACCAGACGGAACUUAAAGCCUGAGUAUGUUUACUACACUGUGGUCAUGAUGUUUGUUGUUAAAGGAACAGUUCACUCAGUCCUCUCCUCCUGAUCUCAGAUCAGAUUUACACCUUGAUUAAGAUGAAUUUUUCACUCCAAAAACUUCUUAAUGACUGAAGUUACAUAUUUACGUGAACUGUUCCUUUAAUGAACUUCUCACUGUGUCACAGAUCAUUUAAAUCUUGAUUGUCUGAAGCUGAGUUUGCAUGUGUGUGUUUAGUAUUCAGGUUUUUUCUCAUGUGAUCAUUUCUCUGGUUCUGAAUCCAGAUUAUUGUGCUGCCGUUUGUACGAGGACGCUUGUGUGACGCUUCAUGAAUGUUUGUUAGCUGACGGCCAAAAUGUUGUUUCAGUUUUCACCUUCAAUAAAAUGAACAGACACUCGA